Molecule: messenger RNA, 2196 nt
Organism: Osmia bicornis bicornis
Lineage: Eukaryota; Metazoa; Arthropoda; Insecta; Hymenoptera; Megachilidae
Gene: ImpE1
Product: vitellogenin receptor
Exons: 8
Coding region: 481-2004 (507 amino acids)
Molecular function (GO): protein binding
Source: RefSeq, a predicted model, not a curated record
GGAUCAGCUGGAAUUAAACUCGUUUAUACGCUGAUGGAAAUAGAGGGUGGUAGAUGGGGAACAGAAAAGAAAAAUAAAAAAGAAAGGGUUCGACGUUUCGUUUCGGCGGAAUAGCAAUCGAAAAUUUCCAAAGUUACGUUCGAAAGAAUUUGAACAGGGACGAAAAUGGAAGGACCAAGGUAAAGCAAGAACAGAGUGCGGUAGCGCAAGGUGGGAGAACAAGGUAACGCAAGGUGGUGUCCGCUUUUCCAUCGCGUACAGGGGCCAAAAGCCAGCGGGUGUAGGUGCGGGUCGGCGCGGGCCCCCGACGGGGGGCACGCUUUGCUUUCAGUCAUUCCGAAGCAGGCGCGGAUAGCACGCGUUCGUUCGCCUAUCUUUUGCGAAAACGCAACGCACCUUCGACACGAAUAAUAAUUACGCUUUGAACGGGGGUGAAAGGAUCGUUGAUUGAUCGAGCCAAAGAGGCGGGAUCCUGAGAUCAUGCGCGGCAACAGCGAAGCAAUUUUCUUCUUCUUCGUCGCGGUCAAUCAUUUGAGUGCAGCGGAAGGUUGGUCAAGAUCGGUGAACAGGGCGGGCAGGGAGAGCAAGCUAGGUGACACCUGCGAGAAGGACGACGAAUGCGAUUCGAGCAUCGUCGCUAGUCACUGUCAUCGGGGCUACUGUCGUUGUUUGCCGUAUUUCGCCGCUUACAACGGAACCCAUUGCCUCGAGGCGGCUCUUCUGCGUCAGGAGUGUAUGGUCGACGAACAGUGUUCCUUGAAAGUUGCCAACAGCGAGUGCCUGGACGGUCUUUGCUCUUGCAAGGAGGGUUUCUUGCAAUUUCGUCGACACACCUGCCUGGGUCCGGCGAAGCUCGGUCAGGUUUGCUACGAGCACGCUCACUGUCGACUAUGGGACGAAAAUUCGCACUGCGACUUUUUGAUACCCGACUUGUUCGGCCGGUGUCAAUGCACCGCACCGAUGCGUCGUGAGAAGGACGUUUGCAGGCCGGACGAUCUCGUCAGACCGCCACCGUUGCUCGAUCGACAGUCGAGUUCGAGUACCACGGAAACGAGCACCCAGAUCGAUCAGGAUCGAGAAGAGAAUACAGGCGUUCAAAUGACAUGGUUGAAGAAUGGUACGACGCACGCCCCCGCGAUAUCGAUCAUCGGACCUACCUUGAUCGUCACGAACCCUACGACAACGCUCCCCAACGAUCGCGACGAACAGAGACCCGAGGACGAUGACGACGACGACGAGGACGACGAUUCCGUUGUCGUCGAGGCUAUCACCGAGAGCACGACGACGUUGCGCUCUUCCGUUGGGACAUCAGUACCCGUGAAAGCGGAUCGGCACGAAACGAGACCGGUAACGGCAGUUAGCUUGGGCCUGGACUGCGUUUCGGACGCUGAGUGUCGACUGGCGGACCCUUAUUCCAGAUGCAUCGAGGGCCUGUGCGAGUGCGGCUUCGUAGGGAACGGCAGUUGCAGCGCCAGCAAGCCUGGAUGCACGCCCGGUACCUUCCAGUGCAGAAGUUCCGGGAUAUGCAUCAGCUGGUUCUUCGUGUGCGACGGUAGGCCCGAUUGCAUCGACGGCUCGGACGAACGUUGCUCCGACCCCGAAGGAAACUGUCCCGCGGAAUCGUUCAGAUGCGAGCAGAGCAAACGCUGCGUGACCAGGGCGGUGGUGUGCGACGGGAAACGCGACUGUCCGCACGGCGAGGACGAAGCUGGCUGCAACGAUAGACGAAAAUGCCCGAACGGAGCGUUCAGAUGCAACAACGGUCAAUGUCUACCGGCGUACGAGUUCUGCAACGCGGUGGUAUCCUGCCGCGACGGAAGCGACGAGCCUAGAGGAGCCUGCCGAACGCGGAACCGCGGCCGGAUCGGGCCCAGGCAUUGUCCUUUCAGAUGCGACAACGGAAGAUGUCGUUCGGACGCGAUCGCGUGCAGCGGUCGCGACGGUUGCGGCGACGGUUCCGACGAGGCGCGCUGCUCCGUUUGCCGAUGUUCGACGUUUCCUUAACUGGCUCUGGAAGGGGUCUCCGGUGAACGAAUUUAUCGACGACGGACGUCGAUCUCGAGAACGUGACAAGAGAUUGGAGAACUGGAACGCGAGAGCGAUCGGUCGCGAAACGGCCACGUCUUUCUUCGCAACGAUUCCCUGUGUAUCGAAUCUUGACUAAGUUUCAUUCGAAUAAACAAAGUACUCGCGGAA